Diversispora eburnea is the source of this 990-nucleotide messenger RNA. The record is from the annotation of a GenBank genome assembly. Lineage: Eukaryota; Fungi; Glomeromycota; Glomeromycetes; Diversisporales; Diversisporaceae.
AUGACACUUGCAUUACCUGAAUUAUUAACGAAAAUUUUUAAUUUCUUAGCUGAAGAUAAUGCACUAUAUCCCACCUUGUUUGUCUCUAGACUCUGGUUCACGUGUUUUGGUUCAAUUUUAUGGUGUCGCAUCGAAUUGAUAGGAGAUGGGGAUGCCUUUGGAGAGGAAUAUAAAAUACAAUUAAAAAAGUUUCUAAAGAUAGUACGCAAAAAUUCAAGACUGACUUAUGGCUCAAGUGUACGUUAUCUCAAAAUUUCAGACUAUCAUAAACUCUCAAAUAAGGUACUUGGGAAAUUCAUCGAAAUAUUUCCAAAUAUAAUCCAUCUUGAUUUUAAACGAAGUUAUGGAUACAAUGAUACAGUAUUAUUCAAGAUUUCUCAAGCAUAUCCUAACUUAAUUCAUCUUAAUGUUUUUAACAACGGGAAGUUAACUGAUUAUUCUAUUAUCAAACUCGCAAGAAUAAGUGGAGGUAAAAGUUGUAUUUCUGAUAAAUCUAUACACAAAAUUACACAAUUCAAUUCCAAUAUCCAAUUUUUAAAUUUUAAUAACUGCAAGAAGUUUACUGAUAUCACAAUCCAUGCUCUUGUAGGUUCGUACCUGGAUCUGAGGGAAUUAGAUCUUAGUGACUUGAUGAAACGAUAUGUAUUAUUGUGUAAUCUCAAUCUUAAAUUUUGUAAUGUUACAGAUACAGCAGUAGAAGCAGUAUCACAAUCAUGUUGUAAUAUAGAAUACCUCAAUCUUUAUGGAUCAGAAUCCAUUACUGAUAAGUCUAUUUCUAAAUUAGCAAAAAUGUGUUCUAAGGUUCGAAAUCUUGAAUUAGGAUUUUGCGAGCUUAUAACCGAUAUAGCUAUCAAAGAUAUCGCACAUAAUUUAUCUGAUCUAAAAUAUCUUGGUUUAAAAUAUUGCAUAAAUAUCAGCAAAGAGGCAUUAGAUAUAUUGAAUUCGGAUUUAGAUAUAAGUGGAUAUUAUACAAUCACAUCUGCUUUAUAA